AUGUCGAAACCUGGGGUGGACGAUGUAAGCAAAAGUAGUCCGCUUGAGAGCCUACUAGAAGACCGCAAUCAUAUUUUAACAGAACUUUAUUGUGUAUCAAGGCUACAUGAAUUUUUACAAGUAACCGAUGAUGCUCUUCUUGAGAAGCAGAUCCAUCAGUUUCUAGAGGCGAACGAUAUCAAGAGGGGCUCACCCUUUGAUACUAAUACCCUACCAAAAUUCACUCAAGUUGACCCUCCAUUUGAUAAAAAGAAUGCUAGAAGCAAAAGUAGUACUCCUGUAGAUAACCCUAAGAAGGAAAAAGAGCUGAUAAGAAGUGAAAAAGAAGAAGGCAAGACAGGUAAAGAAUCAAAAGAACAAUCCAACGACGACUCCAAAAGUGGGGAAAAGAACACCGAUGAUGAUAUACUAACAUCUAAGGGUAAUGAAGCGCAUGGCACGGUGACAGUAAUAAAUCCUGACAACGGUACAACUACUAAUGAUAGAAAACGGACACUGCAUGAGGCUACCGAUCAGGAAGACCCAAAAUCAAAUAAAAAUUCAAAUUAUUUGAACGUUCCUCCCCCACUCAAGCGUCAAAGGAUAGAUAAUAAUGUCGACAGAGUGCGAGUAACUCCAGUUGAUGUUAAGAGUCAGCAGAAGGACUACCUUUUACGUAAACUGACCAAAGAAUCUGUAGAAAAGGCAACCCUUUUUAAUGAGGCAAACAUCGAUGCGAAAGAGUCCGUAUAUUUGGUGAUGAAUGACAAGAUACCUUCAAAAAUUCCACAGGCUGUACCAUUAGCCGAACUGAAAUAUGUUUCGCAAACUCUUCCAUUGAUAAAACUAAUACCAACGGCACACAAAGUUAUCACAACUCAUAUAAUGAACACGGCACUAAACGAAGGACGUAUCGCAGUUGUUAGCUCUAGAAUAGAGGAAUUACGCAGGUUGGGUUUGUGGUCCCUGCGGCAGCCCAAAAGAUUCAUUGAUCCUUGGAGUUCACAAAGAAAAAGUUCAACUCAUCAUGGGUUUUUAUUAGAGGAAGCUAAGUGGAUGUUCUGUGAUUUCGAUGAAUUUAAGAAGUAUAAGAUUGCGGUAUGUGCCGUCAUGGCGCAAGCGGUAAUCGACUUUUGGAAUUACGGGCGAGUAUGUUGUAUAAAAACCAAAAAAGAACAAGAUAAGGAAAUUAAUAAUCAGUACAAAACCGAUCCGGCUGUAAAUGGAGAAGGAGAUUCUAUUGAUAUGAAACUUAUUUUAUCAAAGUCGGAUCCAAACACAGAAUUCUCACCACCAGAACUUCCCUCAACUUCAGAAGCCGAGUAUAAAGCAGCUUUAGAUAAGAGACCUUCAUUUUUCAAAAUGCACCUGUCAUUCGACGAACUGAAUUCACUUGAAAGAAAAAUUGUGGAGGACAUCCCUCUUUAUAUGGGAGUAAGCUACACCGAAGUUGAAAAAGAUGAUUCAAACGAAUUACCUUUCGAUCCCAUUUCAAAAUCGACGGUUACGCUAGAUGACGAUCAUUACGUAAAAGUUGUCGAGCGGCAAAUCAUAGAUGAUGAACCUUCAUUAGUUCCUCUGAGUAAAAGAAGAGGAAUGUUUUACGGUAAUAGACGAAGCUAUUAUUUGCGUCCACCAAUGGCCCCAUCACUUCGGUACUUGCGUUACAGAACACCAACUAUUUGGCUCCCCGAAGAUGAUCAAGAACUUGUGAAGAAUAUCAAUUCUUAUGCAUAUAAUUGGGAUUUAAUAAGUACCCAAAUGUCGUCCAGGACAACUAGAUCUUACUGCUCAAAUAUUGAGAGAAGGACACCUUGGCAAUGCUUUGAAAGAUUUGUUCAGCUAAACGAAAAGUUUCAGUUUACCGACAUGAAAGGGCCCCGUGCUCAUAAUGCCCAAAUUUGGCUAAUGGAAGCUCAUAAGUUACAACAGCAACAAAAGAGACGAAUCUCUCCUUUAGGUGUCGGCGAGGAAUCAAUUCAACGAGGACACAAAAGAUUACGUUGGGCGAGUAUGUUUGAAGCGAUGCGAAAAUGUAUAAAGAAGCGAGAGAAUGCUCCCCGGCCCAACCCUACGCAACCUAGAAAACCUCUCGAUUGCAAAAACACGUCAGUGCCUACUCCUACGGAGAUGUCCCAACUAAAGGCACAACGAGAUGAUGCAUUACGGAGAGAUAUUCAGAUGAGGCGAAUUGCCAAGCAGAAACUCCAGGCUGCGACUUUGAACCAACAAGCAUCACCCAGAAAUUCCAAGAUAUCAGUUCAAAGCGCUCCUCAGUUGGGAAACCGUCAUGCGGCCAACAACGCACCAAACCAUCUAUCUAGAUCAUCUUCUGAUGUUUCAAAGAUCACCACUCAAAUACCGCAACAAGGAGACAUCAAGCCACUAUCCGAGAAGAGCAUCAUAGAGAGCUAUGCCCGUAAGAUUUUAACGCAAAAGCCUGAAUUCACCCCUGAACUGGCUCUUAAGGCCGCAGAAAGCUAUUAUAGGAGCAUGAAACAGAGACAAAAGGCCCAUCAAGAAGAUCAAUCCCGAGACCCACAGCGCGCUUCUCAGAAGAUUGGAACUAAUUCACAGACGCAAUCCACCAUUAGACAAGAAGGAGCCACGGCGGACAAAAUAUUAUCACCGACUCCACAAGAAAUACUUCAAAAAAUUCAGCAAGGUAAAUAG
Molecule: messenger RNA, 2652 nt
Organism: Lachancea fermentati
Lineage: Eukaryota; Fungi; Ascomycota; Saccharomycetes; Saccharomycetales; Saccharomycetaceae
Source: the annotation of a GenBank genome assembly